UUUUUAUUUAUUUGAUUCGAAACAAAAGAAAGAGAGGAGAGUCGAAACUAGUCGACUCAGCCGGGUGGUUCCUUCCUCUCUUCCCUUCUUCUGCGCCUCUAAUCUACAGGAGUCCCAUAGUCUCCUUUUUCAUCCUCGUCUUCUUCUACUGUAACUGAAGUGGCUUAGCAUCCAGGCAGGCUGUUGUUGCUGCUCAGCUUACUUUAGGAUGCCCUUGUUAAAAAGAACACCUUUCUCCUUGGCGGAAUCGCCUAAGGAUCUCGAGCCAAAAGAGCUCAUAUUCCAAAUUCGUUUCACAAAAGAGAUAUUCAGGGAUUAUAAUGAGUACUUGAACCAGAUUAAUCUUUAUCGCCAGAGAGUUUGGACGUGCAAGGCCACUGGGAAGACUAACUUGACUUAUGAAGAGGCUUUGGUCUCAGAAAAACGUGCUACCGAAAAGGUGCAGCAGUUUCCCAAAGAACUAGUGGUACCUGCACUACGAAUCAUCCAAUACAGCAUGCUUUCAUUGAGAGAUCUUGCUCAAACCUUAGCUGCAAAGUUGCAAGACCAUGUCUUCGAGGGUGCUGAACUGUAUGCAAGGAAGGAUGAUAAUGAAUAUCUAUGCAGAAUUUUGAAAAUUGUGGAGGAAGGUGAUGUAGUUAGAUAUAUGGUCGCAUGGCUUGAUCGGAAUAAGAAAGUUGUUGAGAAUUCAACUUUGGAUAAAAAAGAUUUAAUACAAAAGAAACUUCCUUUUAGUAGAGAUGUUUGGAAAUCGUUUAUUCGGGAAUCAACAUACAGAAAUGUUCCUUGGGUCCUUCAUGAUAAACUGGCGCAAAAACAUGGAAUCUCAACUGUAAUUCCUGAGGAGUUGAGAAGCAAAGUUUUCCUGCAGAACGGGGUAGUAGUGAUGUGCAGUAAGAAAAGAAAGAAUAGUGAGGAGGGAGAAGAUAAGCAUGGAAAAUCUAAGCUGAAGGCAGUGGAAUUGAAAGAAGAAGAUCAUCCAAGUGUGGAACCUAUCAAAUAUCCAAUUGAUGACCUCUUGGUGCAGCCUGGCGCGGAUGAUCCAGUCUUUACUGAUCGACCUGCUCCAUCAAGGGACUUUAAUGUUCCAAUGGAAUGUGUUGGAGAUCUCCUAUUGAUCUGGGAUUUUUGUUCAUCUUUUGGUCGACUGUUGCACUUGUCCCCUUACUCUCUUGAAGAUUUUGAAAAUGCUAUCUGCCACAAGGAGAGCAAUGCCAUUAUUCUUGUGGAAACUCAUUCUGCUCUUCUGCGGUUGCUCAUAAAAGAUGGGGGCAAGUAUUUAAUGGCAAUACAAAAACGAAAUCGGAAGUUAAAGAUUACUUUAAUGACCUGGACAGAGUAUUUGUGUGAUAUGUUAGAGAUGAUCAAGAUUCCUGAGUUAGGUACUUGCACAUCAACUAUUAAAAGGGGGCAUUAUGGCCUUUUAGAUACCCGUGUAAAAUUAGGAAUUCUUCGAGAAUUGGUUGAUCAGGUGCUGGAAACAAGUGUUUUUAGAGAGAAAAUGGAUGAGUUAGUUGAACAAAGGCAGGUCUUAGGGGCCGCAAGAAGGGAAGAAGCUUUAGAGGAAGCCAGAAAGAUAAGAGAAGCAAAAGAACUGUUGAAAGCCGAGUCACAUGUCAACGGAGUGACAAAUUCAGAGAGUGUAGAAAAUGUAUCAGCUAAUGGUUGUCACAUAAGGCAGAACGGGGACAAGGUUAAGAAAAUAAAUGGUGAGGAGUCUCCAUCUGAACAGGACGAUGCACAGGGCAAGAGUGAGAGCAAGAAACCAGAUACCCCAUCAAAGAAGAUGGCCAAGAAGCAUAAUGGGGAUGUGAAAGCACCAACAGAAAAUGGCAAAGACUCAUCUAGGAAGGAUGCAAUGAAACAGUUGGAGAAUGGCCAAAAACAAGGAGCAGUGAGAAGAACUAUAAAACAAAGAAGAGAAUAUUAUGAACGGGAGAUGGAGAAACGUUUUGUCUGCACCAACCCUUUGGGUAAAGACAAACAUUAUAAUAGGUAUUGGUGGUUUCGGCGUGAUGAGAGAAUAUUUGUGGAGAGUUCCGAUUCCAAGCAGUGGGGAUACUACAGCAGCAAGGAAGAGCUCGAUGCAUUGAUGGGUUCACUAAAUUGCAAGGGGGAGAGAGAGUGUGCGCUAAAAAAACAUUUGGAUAAAUUUUACGUCAGAAUAAGUGCUGAACUGCAAAAGAAAACAAAGGACGUGAUUCAAAGCAUUGCAUUGGAAGAGGCCGUGGUUCGAAGAUCCACACGUGUACGAGCUCCGCCAAGGGAAAAUCGAGCUAAUGCUUUCACAAGGUAUGUUAACAAGUGGAAGGAAGAGAGAGUGAGUGAGUGAGUGAGGGAGUCUGAUCUGGAGAAUAGCAAUAGGGAAGAGAAGUUGAUAUAUGCCCUUAUGUUAGCCAUAAAUAACAGUAAGUAACAGCAGCGAUUGGAUAUAAAAAGAAAGGAGACAAUGCAAUGCAUGCAACCAGGGUCAGUUGACUAACACAUGUUAUUUUGUUGUGAAAGAGGGAAAAUGGGUUGUCAAUUUUUCUGACCCAUUCCUCUCUCAACAUAUUUUGUUAACUUCAUUUUUGUAAGUGACUUGGACAUUCAACCUUAAUCAUUGCAAGUAGAUACAUAUGUCCACAUUCUUGUCUCCUUUCUUUCCCAUUUUGUAAAAAUCAGUGCUACGUUUUACUAAUUCCACAUCCUACUUAUGUCCA
This is a messenger RNA of Humulus lupulus (European hop), 2702 nucleotides long. RefSeq lists its product as uncharacterized. The transcript has 11 exons. Lineage: Eukaryota; Viridiplantae; Streptophyta; Magnoliopsida; Rosales; Cannabaceae. The coding region runs from base 209 to 2332 and encodes 707 amino acids. The record is from RefSeq and is a predicted model, not a curated record.